GCAGCCGCUCUCCUCUCCCCACAAACACAAGAGCAGAGCCCUCUCCUAUGAAGAGAGGAGGAGAUGGCUGGGCGUCAGAGACUUCUUCAAUGUCCUCCUCUUCCUCCUCAUGUAGGUAGAUAUUCAAAGAGCUAGCACAAAGAAGAUAGCCAACAAUGGCUUCCUCAGUGUUGCAUUGAUGAUUGCCCCGGAGAAAGCAUAAAUAGAGAGCUCGCUAUCCAGUAUUCUCCUCCAAGUAGCUAUUCAUUCUUUCUCUGCACACUUCUACUUCUUCUGCAUCUGUUCCCUUGGCUAUCUUUAGCCUCUCUCGUUUCCCUCUCUUGUUUCUGCAUUCCAUUUCAUCCUCAUUCACUAGAUCUUCUCAUUGCCCGCCCGCCUGCCUGCCUGCCAUGGAAUCCUCCCAUAUCACCGGGGAUGAUGGCGAGGGCUGCAACAGCAGUGAGUCUGGGUGGACAAUGUACCUGGCCUCCCCCAUGCAAAGCGGCGACGACGACGACGGCGGUAGCCGCAAGGGAAGCGGCAGCGAUGGAAGCAAUGUCGAUGAUGGCUACGGCUACACUUACCUCGUCCGUGGCAGGAAAGGAGGCAAGGAAUACUACCAGGAUGAUGGCGAUGACAACGACUCCCUUGCCUCUGAUGCUUCGACUGGACCAGCCAAGGUCAAGGUGCAGCCCCCGUCGCCUGACGCAGGCCAUCGAAAGAACGGUGACAACGACGGCGGCGGUGGCGGCGAGAGGCCAAAGGAGGAGGACGAGGAAGAAGAUGACAUGCGCACCAGGUUCUCGACGAGCUCCCGCAAGAAAGCCGGCAACAAGGCGGAGAAAGGGGGCGAGGGGAAGUCAUCCAAGAAGAAGGGAAGCUCCUCAAGGACAAGCUUCUUUUGGUAAACCAAAUGCUUCAGAAUCAUUGUUCUGUACUACUAGUAGCAAAUAGCAGCCAAUAUGUAUGUGCCUUAUGCAUCAUCGGUCGAUCUUUUCCAUUUUGUUGUUCAAGGUGGGAAUGUAUCCCUCAUUGUUAGGAGCAUUGGAGAAGAGGGAGGAAGGCUUUUUUUGGGUCCUCAGUUUUGCCUUCCAUAGUGUUCUCCCAUGGUUGACCACCAGCCCCCAAUUACUAGUAGGGUUAACUGUUGCUGCCAUGUAAAUCUACUGCAACCUUCGGUUAUUAUAUUAUUAUUCAAUGUCUUCCUGCUUUUA
Aegilops tauschii subsp. strangulata is the source of this 1193-nucleotide messenger RNA. RefSeq lists its product as uncharacterized. NCBI's taxonomy places the organism in Eukaryota, Viridiplantae, Streptophyta, Magnoliopsida, Poales, Poaceae. Gene Ontology annotation, biological process: cytokinin biosynthetic process. The record is from RefSeq and is a predicted model, not a curated record.